AUGACAAGUCACAAAGAGCGAGUAGACGCACGGAUACUGAGUUUGCUGGAGACUGGCGCAAAGCAGAAGCACAGAACAAUAAUAGGAGUGUGCAGCAAAGUGAAGAAUGUGGUGCACCAUGUGCAUUCUUUGCUCUCCAUGUAUGUAAUCCGGCCGCGCGUUCUGUGGGUCUACGAGAAAGAGCUUGAGGCGAAAACACACAAAAUAGGAAAGGCACGGAAAAGAAAGGGCGCUGGCGAGGUUGCCCUGUCAAACUUUGAGUCGUUUAUUGUAAAUACGGAGAUAAACUAUGUUUUCCAUAGCGAGGCAGAGAAAGUCCUUGGAACCACAACGGACAUGUGCAUACUGCAGGACUUCUCCAAAAUAAAGGCGAAUGCGCUGGCCAGUGUGAUAGAAAGCGUGCGAGGAGGGGGGAUCAUUUUGGUGCCCAUUGAGGAGACCGAGAGCGUGUACACGAAAAGGCUGUACCACUUGCUGCAGUCCGCUGGGAACUACAUCAUACUUGACGGGCAGAUGAACGUGGUCCGCGACGCGCAGGAAGUGGCGCAGGCGGACGAUGAAGACAAGGAAAACAUGCUUGAUGAGAAGGCAAAAAAGGUAAAGGAGUCUGCAAACGUGCUCAACCCCCUGAGCGUUAUUAGCGCAAACAGCACAGCUGUUCUGAUGAAGCAGUGCAAAACAGAAGACCAAGCAGACGCCGUUCUGAAACUGUCCGAGGUCUUGGACCGACGGUCUCUUGUUGCCGUUACCGCAGACAGAGGGCGAGGGAAGUCCGCAGCCUUGGGGCUGGCCGUGGCGCACGCCGUGGUUAAGGGGAUGAACGACAUCUUGAUUUCUGCGCCGCAUCUGGCAAAUGUGCAGACGCUGUUUGAGUUCAUAGUUUUGGGGCUGACCGCAAACGGAUACAAGGAGCAGUUUGACUUCUUUGUUGAGUACUCAAAGACAAUGAAGCGCUCAAUUGAAAAGAUUUCUGUCUCAAAAACGCACUACCAAACAGUCCGGUUUAUGAGCCCGCAGGCGCUUUCGCACUCGCCCUCUAUGCUUGUGGUGGACGAGGCGGCAGCUGUGCCCUUGACCGUGCUUAAGAGCAUGCUUGGAAUGUACCCCACGCUUAUCUCCUCCACCACCGCAGGGUACGAGGGGACGGGGCGCGCGCUCUCUCUGAAGCUUUUCAAGUCGCUGGACCCGGAAAUAGUCCGGCUAGAGGCGCCCAUUCGAUACAGCAAGAACGACCCGGUGGAAAAGUGGCUGAACAGCGCGCUUUCGCUGUCGCCCGAAAUACCGAAAAUGAUCACUUUCCCCAGCCACGACAAGUGCCGAGUGUACGCGGUGAAUAAGACUCUGCUCUUCUCGGGCCACGAGGAAACCGAAAAAAUCCUCAGGGCGCUGUCCAGCAUCCUUCUGUCGGGCCACUACAAGAACAGCCCAAACGACCUGCAGACGCUUGCAGACGACCCCAGCCACACGCUUGCAGUGAUGCUGACAGAAGAAGGCCGCGUGCUUGGCCUUUGCCAGUGCGUGCGAGAGGGCGGAAAGACGGAAAUGGAUGAGACCCAGCAGGCCUACAACGAGAAGAGGAUGGAGAAGGGAAACCUCAUUCCUUGGUCAACCGCGCAGUACUUCCUCGACAUGGAAAUAUUCGAGCAGGCAGGCAUUAGAAUUAUAAGAAUCGCAGUUCACCCAGACGCACAGUCAAUGGGGUACGGGUCGCACCUGGUCAAUGAAGUUGUUAGAGCCGCAGAAACAGGCGAGGAGCUGGGAGCCGGCAGGCCAUCCAGCCACGUGCUGUUCUCGCCGUUGGCACUGCCGCGGGUCGACUAUGUGGGAGUCUCCUUUGGAGUCACACAGAAGCUGCUGGACUUCUGGCUGCGCCUUAAAAUGAGAGCUGUUUAUCUGAAGCACACGCUUUGCAAGACAACCGGAGAGCACACGCUUAUUAUGAUGAGGCCAAUAACAGCGCGCGCCUCCGCCAAGGUAGAGGCGUACACGCAGGAGUUUACAGAGCGCUUCCUGGAGCUGCUUCCUGGAUGCUUCCGGACAGUGCCCACGGUAAUCUCGCUGCAGCUGAUUACGCCCGUGCAGGAGCGCAUGGAAAGGCCGAAGGAGGGGCAGAUAGUGCGAAUGCAGGAGUUUGCCAAGUGCAACUUGGACUUGCGGAUUGUGGUCGAUCUGCUCCCCGCGCUUGCAAGGGGCGUUCUUAAAACAAAAAAGCCCAUGGUUUCGACCACGCAGAAAGUUAUUCUUUUGGGCAUGGGCUUACAGCAUAAAACAAUCAACGACAUGAGCAUAGAGCUGAAGCUGCAGCAGCCGCAGGUGAAGAUACUUAUUGCGAAGGCGUUGGCUGCGCUUUCCGCGAGCAAUUAA
This is a messenger RNA of Nematocida major, 2364 nucleotides long. Its product is annotated as N-acetyltransferase 10. Gene Ontology annotation, biological process: rRNA acetylation involved in maturation of SSU-rRNA. Gene Ontology annotation, cellular component: nucleolus; 90S preribosome. The transcript has a single exon. Gene Ontology annotation, molecular function: tRNA binding; 18S rRNA cytidine N-acetyltransferase activity. Bases 1 to 2364 code for a protein of 787 amino acids. NCBI's taxonomy places the organism in Eukaryota, Fungi, Microsporidia. The record is from RefSeq and is a predicted model, not a curated record.